Messenger RNA from Rubroshorea leprosula, 1384 nucleotides. Lineage: Eukaryota; Viridiplantae; Streptophyta; Magnoliopsida; Malvales; Dipterocarpaceae. The record is from the annotation of a GenBank genome assembly.
CACUGCAUCGUUCUCUCUGCAGCUCAGCUUUUCCACCAUGAACGAUCUUGCAUUGCAGAAGAUUGCAGUAUCAGGUCCCACACUAGCCUCCAUGAUCGAGCGGAUCAAUUCCUCCCCUGGCGAUACCGACGGCCUUCUCUUCGGCGAUGUCGCCAGUAUCACACCCACCACGCUGUCCGACGACCCUUCCCAAACUCACUCCGAUUCGCUGCUUGUCGCUACUAUCUCCGGCUUCCUUUGUUUCAAUUCUCCUCUCUCCUUCUACGAUUCAGCAGGCCGAGUUGAUCCGACCCGAAUCACCACUCAUCUCAACCAAAAAACCCUCAUCGGCUGGUUCUCCUCUCGCCGCAAAACCCCUCUCCGCCCCUCCAUGCGUGAAUUUUCCGUCACUUAUUCUCUCUAUUCCAUCCCCAAUUUAUCCCUCCCCAUCCAAAACCCUAAUUUCAGUUUCAAUUUCCGGCCUUCAAUUUUUCUCCUUUUCACUACCCCUUUGCAAGACCAGUUAAUCCACACAAACCAGUAUCGCGCAUACCAGUUUCUAUCACCAAAACAGUGUUUUAAUCCUGUUUCUAUUGAUAUAGUGAACAUUGGACCUGCGUUUAGGGGGCAUUACGGAUCUUUUAGCCCAAACUCUGCUCUGCCGUUUUUGAGCUGCGAGUUGAGGAACUCAACGGCGAUGAAUGAGGAUAGAGCUGACAGCUAUUUGAGUGGCAUGAAGCAGGCAGCUAAGGAUCAGGCAGAAUUGGAUAUGUGCGCGGAGGGGAUGGAGAUUGGGAAGUUAAGCCAGUUGAUGGGGCCACAGGCGGCGAAUUAUACUGCCGGGUUGGAGCAAUUGUAUGAGAAGAUGCUAGCUAAGAUUGAGAGCCUAUCCAGGCUUGUCGAGGCCAGUUCUGCUAAGGUUCUUGAGCAGGAAAAUCAGAAUAGGAAGUUGAGGUUGAAAGUUGCCAGGCCUACUGGAGCUGAAUAACUGUUUCUUGCUAUUUUACUAGUGUCAGGGAAGGGCAGGGCAGGGCCUAAUCUAGGAGACGAGAUGCUAUUCCGAUGCCUUCUUGAGGUCAGAUUCCUCUUUGUUGACCUUGUGCAUGGGUUAGCUGAUAAACAAUGCAGCUGCUGCUGAUGCCCUCGAUCAGAAAUGUUGUUCAUCUGUUGGGGUUAUGGUGGAUUUGAAAGGUUGCAUCUGUUUGGGUUAUGUAUACUUGCUAUGUUAUUAGCCCUUGUAUAUUGUUGAAUUUCUCCUGCCUUUGCUCUUGAAUUAUUUGUUUUGUUAGAGACCCCAAAGCAUGGAUUUGUUGCAACACGGACAUGUAAUUAAUUCGAUACCUUCUCUUUUGAGAACAUGCAGCUACGAGGAAGAUGGCUGAAACUUUAAAAGGCCAUUUUAGUU